Colletotrichum fioriniae is the source of this 1281-nucleotide messenger RNA. RefSeq lists its product as uncharacterized. The record is from RefSeq and is a predicted model, not a curated record. NCBI's taxonomy places the organism in Eukaryota, Fungi, Ascomycota, Sordariomycetes, Glomerellales, Glomerellaceae.
AUGGACUUUUACCGCAAGGUCACGGCACCAGCCUUUGCUGGGUCCCUCAACUCAUACUUCUGGACCAAUGUUGUGAUCCAAAUGUCGGACCAGGAGCCCGUGGCCAGCCACGCUGUGCUGGCGCUUAGCUCCCUGUACGAGACCUUCAGCAACGGAUCAUGGGAAGCAAGCCCCUUUUCUGUGUGGCACUAUAACGAGGCGAUCAAGCUCCUUCGCACCACAACGGAUCGCGCGCUGAUUCUCUUCGUUUGCGUGCUUUUCAUCUGCAUAGAGCUGAUCCGUCGGAACCCGAAAGAUGCGACAACCCACUGCCGGCACGGAAUCAACAUCCUGAACGAGAUACAUAACGAAUCCGACUUCCUGCGAAACCACGUCACACCGGUCACGCGGCAGCUAAGCAUCGCGCCGGACCGAUACGGAAUUAAUCCAGAAACAUUUCGAAUGGUGCGCCAGCCCAUACCCACGUCGACCAACCGAAUUCAAAACGUCGCAGACGCUCACGCUCGACUCCUGACGAUCCACGUACGUCUUGUUCGGCACUUGGAAUGUGCAUGUAUUACCGACCGUUGGCUUGAGAUUGGGAAGGAAGGUCCAGAACCAGACGCAAAGUGGCUUCGGCAGUUCAUCCUCGUUGAUUUAGAUGCGUGGUAUAAGGCAUAUAGGGAGAUGAAGAAGGAGGAGAGGUAUACCAGCAAGGAGGAGGACAUGAUACGGUUGCUAGACAUCCGUUACCUCGUAGCCAGGAUUGCGCUUCUAGCCUCUGAGAAGAAAGAAAAGGGUGAGUGCGUGUACGAUGCGCACACAGACAAAUUCCGAGCUAUUGUUGUCCUCGCAUCACAGGCGGAAGGCCCUUCAGAGACCUCCGAGUCCUCGGCAGGCUGGGGCACCGAAAGCGUUCUCGAGCUCGGAUACAGCUCUCUCCUCUUCAUGGUGGUCAUCAGGUGCCGCCACCUAAGACUGCGACUCGAGGCCCGGAGGUUGAUGAAGAAGCUCAUGCAGCCCGGAAAGAAUAUUUGGGAGAGAAAGUUGACAUGGUCUAUCGCAAAGCGAGUGGUUGAGAUUGAACAUAACAUCGUUCUCAGCGAUACUAUUGAGUUGGACGACUUGGAUACCUAUGAUGAACGUGGCGGUGGCUUCGUGCCGGAGGAGAGGCGCAUCGUCGCGAUGAACUUUCGGGAACCGCCGGAAGCCACGCUUCCGCCACGGAAAAAAGUGCAUUUCUAUCUGAAGAAUCACGAGACCGGCCAGAUCGAAGACAGGGAAGAGUAUGUAGCAGUAUGA